This is a messenger RNA of Fusarium keratoplasticum, 1194 nucleotides long. RefSeq lists its product as uncharacterized. Lineage: Eukaryota; Fungi; Ascomycota; Sordariomycetes; Hypocreales; Nectriaceae. Bases 1 to 1194 code for a protein of 397 amino acids. The transcript is spliced from 2 exons. The record is from RefSeq and is a predicted model, not a curated record.
AUGAUCCUAGACACCUGCAACAGUAACUCAACAAAAGUCGGUCCUGAAGAGCUGGGCCUGACCAUCGCGGACUUUUCUGCAUCUCUGGCCCACGGGGAGUACUGUGCCAAAAACGCCUCAUAUAUCAGGCCUGAUGACGCUGGGUCUAUCCUCCCAUGGCCCUACACACUGGCCUGGUUCCUCAUCCAUUUCCCAAUCACCCUGAUCAGGGUCCACCGUUGGGAGAGGGUGCAGGCCCUGUCCAUCAUCCUCGCCGUCACCACGGUGUGGUUCCAGCUGCAGGCCUACACGAGCAGCAUUGAACCAGAGGCUGUGCUCGUGUGGAUGCCCAUCUUUGUCGUCCUAGACAUUGGAGCUAUGAUGCAGCUCGUCUUUCUAAUCGUCGAAGACACUGGGUUCUGGCCUCUGGUGAAGGCUCUGCCUAACUUCUUGCCGCUCAGUGCGCGCCGAAGUAGUACAACUUCAAGCACAGUAGUAGGAAGCGAAGAAGUUAGGAUCGAAGGGUCUGGCAAAACCGCGACGGCUACUCCCCUUCCCCCGUCAUGGACUGAACUCAACCGCGAACCAGCGAGUUCAGAGCUUGUUGGCCGUGCUUGGCUUGCGUUGCUGUCCUUUGUCCUGGGGAUCCUUCUUCUUUCUAUCCAACUCUUUGGCCUUGCCAUGGCCAUCAAAGGGUUUCACAGCGACCAUGUCACUGCACAAUGGUGUUCUACCUUCUUUGCUACCGCCGUCGCGGUCGAAUCUGACUGCAAGCUCUACGAUGUCACGCCCUCAUUAAGUCAAGGAAUUGGAUGCAUCACCAUCAAAGGCUACGAGCAGUACACCUGGCUCCAAGCCUCAAUCAUCAUAAUUUCCCUAUCCUUGGCCUUCCAAGUGUUUGACUUCACAAUCAUGACACUGGUUAGCGGAACAACGAGAUGGAGAGGAGCCAAGAUGAAGCGGCCUUGGUUCACCAUGUUUACCGGAAAUAUCGUACUUCUGGUUCUGAUUGUUGUUGGAGUUUUUCAGUCACAGCGUUUGCCCAGAGACGUGAGCCCAAGCGUUCUGGUAUACAAGCAUGGUCGAGGACUAGGCAAUAGCAAUCACACCUGUAUUGGCGAGCUUACACCUUAUGGUGUACGGGGAGCCAUCAUUGGAUGGACGGAUGGGUUCUUGGAAAGCUGGGGAGACACUUAUUCUCCAAAGUCCUAUUGA